Molecule: messenger RNA, 5284 nt
Organism: Dinoponera quadriceps
Lineage: Eukaryota; Metazoa; Arthropoda; Insecta; Hymenoptera; Formicidae
Product: probable cation-transporting ATPase 13A3
Exons: 18
Coding region: 676-4341 (1221 amino acids)
Biological process (GO): polyamine transmembrane transport; intracellular calcium ion homeostasis
Cellular component (GO): membrane
Molecular function (GO): ATP binding; polyamine transmembrane transporter activity; P-type transmembrane transporter activity
Source: RefSeq, a predicted model, not a curated record
GCGAUAACACUCGUACUCCUCUCUCGCAGUUUCCGGCUUACGAUUCUGUCCGUUGAUUGCUCGAGUUUCAAGCAAUUCCGACCGCCGAGAGUCGUUCCGCAAAGCGUAACGUCGCGCGUAGCGUCGCGCGCUCGCCGCUCGAAUUCAACCGUCGCCGUGAAUGAUGAAUGCCGCCGUUCGCGCGUGACCCGCGAGUCCCGAGUUAUUCGCGCCUGGCGAAAGCGAACGUUUCCUUUUUUUCUUCACUCACAGUAAAUCCGCGAAAACUCGGCGAAUCGAUCCAGAUCUCGACGAGCGCGUGCGAUCUCUCGCAAGAGAGAGAGAGAGAGAGAAAGAAAAACGUUCAUGCGCGAACGGCCGCUCUUACCGCAUGCACUACUGUUCGAAACGCUCCCGCGUUUCCAUUGGGUGAGGAAAAAAAGGGAAGGAAAGAAAGAAGAAGAAGAGUGGUGCUGUGUGUCUCUCCUCGCGACCCGCGAUCGUCCAUUUGUCCACUCGGGUUAAAAGUGAACGAGGAGGCGCCUUCGCCGCGAAGAAAGAGGGCCUUCGAGGGAAUUCGUCGCAAUUCCGCUCGUCGCACAGGUGAAAGAGGGACUUGCCAGUGACCGAUUCGCUGAAUCGUAGCGAAGCUAUUGAGACAUCACGCGUCGACUUUAAUCCAACAAACUCCAAGUUAUGACCGAUACUAAUGGGAUGAACGACAACAAAAAGCCAGAUGUUUCGUCGCAGAAAAUUCACACUGACCAAAACGAACACCUGUACAUUUACGGAUUCGAGAAGAGCACGUUGAGAACCAUUUUAACAUACGUAUCGUACAUAUUGUCUAUCGGAUGGGUCAGACUGUUGUUUCACUGGUAUCCACGGCUAUAUUUGUACGCGACUCACCGUGAAUGCGAUUUAAGUUGUGCAACGAAAAUACUUGCGAUAGAUAAUUAUCAAGGAAAGUACAAGUCAUACUUUGUACAAGACGUCCAGACAGUUUCUACUAAGAACAUCAGCGCGAAAAAGCUAGCCACUUUGGAUAGCCACGUUGACCAAGAUCUCCUAGAGAAAAUCCGAAACAAAGCGCUGAAGAUCAACUUGGAAAAUGGCACGCGAAGCGAGGUGUACGAGUACAAGUCUUUUUGGUGCAAAAAGAAGUGUUACAUAUGGGACGUUACGAAAUACGAGUUCUCGAGGCUCGUGGGAUUCGAUAAUGGUACAAUGUGUUCUGAUUUUCAUCUCGGGAGCGAGCACGGUUUGUCUAAAGAAGAGCAGUUACUUAGGUAUAUUGUAUACGGAAGUAACGAAAUCAUUGUACCGCUUCAGAGUAUCGGCAUGUUAUUACUAUUGGAAGUCUUGAAUCCGUUUUACAUUUUUCAAGUGUUUACUUUAUCCGUGUGGUUUGCGGAAGGCUAUUUUUAUUAUACUAUCGCGAUCAUUCUAAUGUCACUGUUUGGAAUAACGAGCAGUAUAGUGCAAACGCGAAAGAACCAGCUAAAUUUGCGCGGUACCGUUGCGUCGAUGGAAAAUGUACGCGUGCUUCGGGACAACGGUACUUUUGAGAAUAUUUCCAGCAAAGAUUUAGUGCCCGGCGACAUAAUCGAAUUGCCGAAACACCAAACAACUCUCAUAUGCGAUGCGGUCUUGUUAACGGGACAAUGCAUAUUAAACGAGUCUAUGCUAACAGGCGAGUCUGUGCCAGUUACGAAAACAUCGUUACCGCCUCAUCAAACGUUGUACGACACUAAAGAAUGCACGCAUCACACGCUGUUCAGCGGCACGUCUAUAAUACAGACCAAGUGCCACGGAGGCCAGCGUGUUCUCGCGAGAGUCAUCAAGACUGGUUUUCUAACUAAGAAAGGUGCUUUAAUCGCCGCUAUAUUGUAUCCACCUCCGGCGGACUUCAAGUUCGACCAAGACUCGUAUAAAUUUAUCGGCAUCUUAGCAUUAAUUGCAACGUGUGGCUUCAUAUACACCAUAGUGAGCAAGGUUUCAAGAGGAAUCACACCGGGCGAUAUAACAAUAAAAGCGCUGGACAUUAUUACGAUAGUGAUACCACCGGCGUUACCAGCCGCUAUGACAGUAGGGAAAUUAUACGCGCAAGCGAGGUUGAAACGUGCGCAGAUUUAUUGUAUCAAUAACAGGGUCAUUAAUGUUUCCGGCAGCAUAAAUUGCGUCUGUUUCGAUAAGACAGGCACGUUGACCGAAGAUGGGUUGGACAUGUGGGGCAUCGUACCCUGCACGAACAGCAUCCUGGACGAGGCCGAGACGGACAUACCCAAGCUUGAGAAUCAUCCUCUCUUCGAAGGGAUGCUGGUUUGCCAUAGUUUGACGCUUAUCAACGACAAGCUCUGCGGGGAUCCUUUGGACGCAAAGAUGUUUGAGAGCACCAAGUGGAUAUUGGAAGAAUCGGAUUGCGUACACGUAGACGAAAACGACGUAGUGAUACCGAUGGUCGUAAAGUCGCCGAGCGAGACUUCGGAGAUUGGUAUAAUACAGCAGUAUCAAUUCUCAAGCUCUUUGCAACGAAUGUCUGUUAUUGUGCGCGCAUCGGGAUCGGAUGACUACAGGUCUUACACGAAAGGCUCGCCCGAGAUGAUAAUUCGCCUGAGCAAGCCGGAAACCGUGCCGAAGGAUAUCGCGCAAGCUCUGGAGCGAUACACGACGCAGGGCUAUCGCGUGAUAGCAAUGGGUCGCCGAGCGUCAAUCUCCGAAACCAACACAAAGAUAUCGAAACUACCGCGAGAGACGGUCGAGUGGGACCUGGAGUUUCUGGGACUAGUGGUCAUGGAGAACCGAUUGAAGGAACCGACGACGCCGGUGAUCACGGAAUUGAGGGAGGCCAACGUACGCGUCGUGAUGAUCACAGGAGACAAUAUCCAAACCGCGAUGAGCGUUGCAAGGCAAUGCGGGAUACUCUCGAAGGACGAGUACGUUGUGAAUGUAACUAUGAAGCCGGUCGAGAGGAAAGAAGACUGUCCUGAGAUAUCCUUCGACAUUCAGUCCCCCGAAUCUGUCAGAUUGAGUUUGCAAAACGGAGGCUCUGCGAUGACUGAGGACGUGGAACGCGGUGUGGCCAACUGUAAUUACAAAUUCGCCCUGACUGGCGAAACGUGGCGAGCGCUGCGAGAGUAUUAUCCCGAUCUCAUAGAUCGUAUUUGCGUACACAGCGCGAUAUUUGCUAGAAUGAGCAGCGACGAGAAACAACAAGUGAUCUUGGAGCUCAUGCGACUCGGUUACUACGUAGCCAUGUGCGGCGACGGCGCCAACGACUGUGGGGCGUUAAGAUCCGCGCACGUCGGAAUAUCGCUUUCCGAAGCGGAAUCCAGCGUGGCCAGCCCUUUCACCUCGGCGGUAUCGGACAUAACUUGCGUGCCGAAGGUGAUACGAGAAGGACGCGCCGCCUUGGUCACGUCGUUUGGCAUCUUUAAAUUUAUGGUGGCGUAUUCCCUGACGGAGUUCCUCUCCGUCAUAAUACUGUAUUCCAUCGACUCGAACUUGACGGACCUGCAAUUUCUAUUCAUCGACAUCUGUCUGGUCGUCAACUUCGCCUUCUUCUUCGGCAAGACUCGCGCGUACACGAAGAAAUUGUCCAGGACACCACCCAUGACGAGCCUGUUGAGUUUCACUCCGCUCUUAUCUUUGACAGUACACAUGUUCAUAAUGACUGUUUUUCAGGCGAUAGCGUAUCACGCUGUCCGGAAGUUCCCUUGGUUCAAGCCGUUCGUUCCCGUCAGUAACACCGGAUACGCCAGUUUUGAGAACUAUUCGGUCUACUGUGUCUCCAUGUUUCAGUAUAUCACGUUGGCGAUUAUAUUUUCACGCGGGAAACCGUACAGGCGUGCUGUCUACACGAACGAGACACUCAUGUUCUCCAUACUCCUGUUAACGGUCGUAUGUGCGUACAUUACGGUUUACCCGGCAGGCUGGGUGGUGAACGUCUUGGAAUUAAUGUUACCGCCCGUCUACGAUUGGAGACUCAUUAUUUUAGCGCUCGCCUCGGCCAAUUUUCUUAUUUGCCUCUUCACCGAGAGUUUCGUGAUAGAACGCGUCGUCGAAAAUAUCCUGAAGAGGAAAUUCUACAAGCCGGAAAAAUCGAGGAAAAUAUAUCUCAGGAUGGAACACAAGGAAAAGGAAUACGGAAAUUGGCCGCCGUUCCCACUGCCAAUACCGUCUGUCGUACGAACGGAGAACGGCGUAGAGAAAGCCGUGAACGUUUCGCACAACGGAUACCGUUCCACCAAUAUUUCGAGUGAUCGAACAUCUAACGGUUUUAGCAAUUCGUUCGAUCUAUCGAAGGAAAAAACCAACGAAGGGAAUGGCCUUGGAAAUCCUGGUUUUGUCAAGGACGAAAUUUAAUGGAGAAUAUCCAAGACGGAGAAUGAAUCAUCUGUUGUAUGAAAAAGUUAAAGAUUCACUUAUGUUUCACCAUGUACAAUGUUGUACGUUGUUGUUGCCUUGAACAACGAAAAGCAAUUUUAAAGCGUUCCGUCGCGUGACAAGCGAGCAUUAACGGAAAGAAGCACAAUGCAAUUAUUUGAAUAGAGGACAACAACGCGGUAAGAACUCUUCUCGUGGAUAAUGCUUGUGAGUGAAAUCAUCAAUGAGUGAAUAUUUCACGAAGUACUUCAUAUUUUAUAUCAAAAUACUUGGAAGGGAAAUAUGAGAGCGAAUAUUUCGCGAAAUUUCGCGAAAUACUUAGUUCCUUUGCGACUUUCUUUCAUAUUCUAACAAAAAUAAUCGAUGUAUGUAAAAAAAUGUCUAUUUUGGAAAGUCAAGGUAACUUUACACUUUAAAAAAUAAUGACUUUAAAAUGAACAUUUCUUUUCAUUUUUCCGAAUUCUAAGCUCUAUUUCUAAUGGGAAUUUUUAUAUAUUUGAGAGCAUCGGAAAUUUUCAAACUUUUGGGCGACUCAUUUUCUCUGUGCACGAUCGAUAUCUCCUUUUAGUAUUCCUGCAAGUAUUUUUAAUAGCAAUUACGAUAUAAGUUACAUAAUUCAUGACAGUAUUAGUAAAAAUAUCAAGGAAUGAAUAUCAUAUCAUACUUUUAAUAUAAGAUUGGUGCAACGGCGAAGAAAUGUCUAAUAACUGGAAAAAGAAAGAAUUCAUUUUAAUAUUCCUAUAUCUUUCUCUCUUUCAAAGAAGAUCGUCCUUGCAGAAUUAUAUUGACGUAAAUAAAAUUAUCAUAUCUAGUCGAAUUAGCGCCUGAAAGAUUUUUCCAUUUUUUCGUGCUUUCUUCACUUAAUAGUAUGAUAUAUUCAAAUUAAACUCUACUUUGUUAGUUAUACAUAUAUAGAUAUAAA